This is a messenger RNA of Phycodurus eques (leafy seadragon), 3000 nucleotides long. It is a transcript of the gene twsg1a, whose product is annotated as twisted gastrulation BMP signaling modulator 1a. The transcript has 5 exons. The record is from RefSeq and is a predicted model, not a curated record. Lineage: Eukaryota; Metazoa; Chordata; Actinopteri; Syngnathiformes; Syngnathidae. The coding region runs from base 314 to 991 and encodes 225 amino acids. Gene Ontology annotation, biological process: regulation of BMP signaling pathway.
GCAGGAGGGAGCAACAGCAAUCUGUUGUUUGUAGUUCCGAUUCUUCUCAACUUUUUGGUAGGUACAAGCGAGACAGCCCCUGGCCUCCCUCACCGCCUUCUUCUUCCUCCACCUCCUCGUCGACGCGUGGGAGACGAGCGCCAAAAUGGAGCGUGUGCCUUUAAGGCCUGUGCCUGACGCCCCGUAUUAGCCCACACGCACGCGCGCGCGCACGCACACACGCUGUCCGAACCGAACCCAACCGAACCAGUCGGGAAGAACCGACUUCUCAGCGCGUCCUGGUGUUCCGGUGCUGUGCUGGUGAGCCGUCAGGAUGAGGCCUGGUCAGCUGAUCCGUCCUGCCUCUGCCGCCUCCGUCACACUUCUCUUUCUCCUCUCAGCGCUGUCUCUGACCUCCGGUUGCAACAAGGCUCUGUGCGCCAGCGACGUCAGCAAGUGCCUCAUCCAGGAGCUGUGCCAGUGUCGCCCCACCGACGGCAACUGUUCGUGCUGCAAGGAGUGCAUGCUGUGCCUGGGCAACCUGUGGGAGGAGUGCUGCGACUGCGUGGGAAUGUGCAACCCGAAGAACUACAGCGACUCUCCGGCCACAUCCAAGAGCACGGUGGAGGAGCUGCACCGGCCCAUCCCGUCGCUCUUCCGCGCCCUCACAGAGGGCGACGCGCCCGUCAACAUGAUGGUGGUCUCCUUCCCCGUGGCCGAGGAGCUGUCCCACCACGAGAACCUGGUCUCCUUCCUGGAGUCAUUGGACGGCCCGCACCAGAACGUGUCUGUGCCCGCCAAUAGUAUCCACGCCAGUUACGACGCACAAGAGAACAUAUGCACGGUGGUGUACUUUGACGACUGCGUGUCCAUCCGGCAGUGCAAAAUGUACUGCGAGUCCAUGGGCGGCUCCAAGUACCGCUGGUUCCACAACGCCUGCUGCCAGUGCAUUGGGCCCGAGUGCGUCGACUACGGCAGCAAAGCCGUCAAGUGCAUGAACUGUCUCUUCUGAAAAGUUCCCGUCCCGGGCCCCCGGAACUGCUCCACGGGACUCAAAAUCCCUUUUCAUACUGACAUUUUCCCACCUUUCCAGUGUCACUCUUCUUUGUUAAUGGCACCAGCACCUGAAAUUGGUAGGACAAAGUCAGCCCAGCAAUUUUCUGCCUUAUUGGAGCCGUAACAGAGGCAGGACCUGGUGUGAGAAAAUGCCACAAUGCCAUUUAACACCUUUGUCAUUUCUCUCGCCUUGUGUUGAAAGCAAUUAUCUGACAAAGGAUUUGACACGUUUCACCAGACACUGGCAAUUUUCCGCCUUUGCUAGGUGGUGUCCAAGCUGUAACAGAGGCCGGGUGCCGAGAUUAUAAAUGGUAUUCUGAAACCCUUCUCCCAACAUGUUAUGUUGAAAGCUAUGUCUGACAACUAUUUAAUGCAUCUAUUACAUCUAAUUAUCGGGUUGCGGUAUCAAUUCUCGUGUGAAAGUCCACACAGGCACUUCAAUAUCUCACAUUUGCUGGGUUCUGUGUGAAAAGCAAAGGCGCAUAAAUGGAAAAUCUUUUUGGCGCAGUUGUAUAAAAGGCAAAGGCAGAUAAAUUAUUUUUCUGUUACAGGUCUGAUGCAGGAAAUCUGCAGGCUAUCUGCAUAAAAGUCUAAGAUGGAUAAAUCCCUAAUCUUCUGUUACGACUCGGAUGCAGCGGUUUUGCAGGAUUCUCUGUGUAAAAGUCAAAGCCAGAUAAAUACCAAAUAUUUUGUUACCGCUCAAUGCUGGAAAUUUGUAGGAUCUCGCGUAAAAGGCAAAGCCAGACAAAUACUGGAUAUUUUGUUUUGGCUCUGAUGCAGUCAAUUUUCAGGUUCUCUGUGUAUAAGGCAAAAAAAAAAAAAAAGAAAAUUGAAUCUACCUUUAGAUUCAAUUUUCGUUAUUUUGUUUUGGCUCCAAAGCAGGAAUUUUGAAGGAUCUCUGUAUAAAAGGCAAAGGUGGAUAAAUUCUGGGUUUUUCAAUUUCUGCUCCGAUCCAGGACUUUUGCAGGCUCUCUGUGUAAAAAGCAAAGGCAAACAAAUGCUGAAUUUUCUAUUGUGACACUAGUGCCGGAAGUUUGCAGCAACUUUGAGUUAAAGGAAUGAAUACCGGAUAUUCUGUUACCAGUCGAUGCAGGAUCUUGGUGUAAAAAGCAAAGGCGGACAGUGGAAAAUCUUUGCAAUUAGUAUCCAACAAUCUCCUGCUGCUUUGCUGGAUUCAGUGUAAAAGGUGGAUACCUUUUUUUAGUAUUAUUUUUUUUUAUGUUACAGCGCUGAUGCACACAUGACUGUUUAGUAAACUCGCCCUUCGUCACAGUGUUUACUCUGCUGUUGUGUUCCACUGUAUAUUUUCUGAUAGGUUUUCAAUCGUGUUUCUUUUAAGUCGAAGUGUACGUGAUACUAGGGUUAGGGCUGAUGAUGUCUAAUGUAUUUUUACAUGCGCUAGUCUUCCCACUUCUCACACCAAAAUAAAACCUUUUGGGUGACGUGGACUACAAGAGGCCUUCUCCGUCGGGGAAACUUUGCUCCUGGCCACAGUGUGUGUGCGUGUGUGUGUGUGUGUGUGUGUGUGUGUGCACGCUAAUGUUAGCCUUGCGACAGGAAACACAUCAUUUCCUGCACAAACAAGGCUGUCAUUAUGUUAUUCUGGUCCGGUUUCUGGGUCCACAGGUGUUCCACAAGUAGAGAAAGGGAGAAAGUUUCUCUGUGCCAAUCGCCCAACAAACGCUCCUUUGCUGCAGGCAGCAGGGCUGCGUCCAGCCCAGACGACUCCUUGGGUCACUCGUUGGUGGACACUUCAGGAUGGGGGGAUGGGGUUACUUUUUAAAAGCCUAUUUAUAACCGCCCAAACAUAGUCUCCCCGAUCCAUUUUUUACAAACCCCAAUUCCAAUAAAGUCGGGAGCUUGUGUAAUAUGUAAAUAAAAACAGAAUACAAUGAUUUGCAAAUCCUUUUCAACCUGUUCACCUGUGGAACAUUCCAAACAGGUUUAUUUGGUUGUUGUUUUUUU